GAAAACCUCACCACUACCCUAGAGACAAAUGUCCAUUUCUACAUAAAUUUCCUCCUCUAUGCAGCCUACUCAACAAACACAAAACCUCACCCUCCCUCUCUAAAAAAAAUAGUCUUUUUUUAUCACUCAUUCAUCAUAAAACUCUUCUUGCUUCGAUCUUAGGCCUCACAGAUAUUGCACAGAACAUUAUGUCAACCUCUUAACAUGCACAAAAAAAGGGCAGAAAUAAAAAGCUCUUUUAUGGGUUUUUGAUAACUUCCAUUACCAGCGAAAGCACAUUCUUUUGUCUUCCUGAAAAUGGUAGAAACAAACAUCUUUGACUGUGGGUCGACGGAAUUGCUCUGUGAUGAAGAAACUCAAAACUCGAUCUUUUUCGAUGACGAUGAUCCUUUUGAAACUUCCGAUGACCGGGGCCAUUUAACGGACGGCGAUAAGGGUGGGGACGGAUCAGAAUCUGGGCCGUUUAUUUCUUGGCCGUGCCCGAGUGUAGAUUACAUUGGGUGGAUGGUUGAGAGAGAAAGUGCACACAUGCCCAGAGAUGAUUAUCUCAAGAGAUUGAGGACCGGGGAUUUGGAUAUGGGUUUGAGGAGACAGGCUCUUGAUUGGAUGAUUAAGGCUUGUGCCCACCACAAUUUUGGGGAGUUAUGUUUGUAUCUGGCUACAAAUUACUUGGAUCGAUUUCUAUCGGUGUAUAACAUGCCUGGAGGUAGAACAUGGGUUCUUCAGUUAGCAGCAGUAGCUUGCUUGUCAUUAGCAGCAAAAUUCGAUGAGGUUAACGUGCCUAAUUCCUUGGAUUUACAGGCAGGAGAACCAAAGUUUUUGUUUGAAGCAAAAACUAUACAAAGAAUGGAACUUUUGGUACUCAACUUCUUGAAGUGGAACAUUAAACCUUACACGCCAUUUAACUUCAUCGACUAUUUUCUUAGAAAGACGAGUGGCGAUGUCGAAGCCCAAUCAGGGCCGUUGAUCGCAAGAUCAAAUCAAAUCAUCCUGAGCACAGUCAAAGGUAUUGAUUUCUUGAAGUUCAAGCCUUCUGAAAUAGCUGCAGCAGUGGCUGUUUAUGUUUCAGGCGAAAAACGAGUGAUAGACAUUGAUAAGGCUCUGUCUAGUUUUCUCAUAAUAGAGAAGGAUAGAGUCUUGAAGUGCCUAGAAUUGAUUCAAGAUUUGAUAUCAAUAAGUGGGACUACCUAUUCUUCUUCUAGUAAAACCGCUAAAGCUACAAAUGUGGCUAAUGGUUCGACUGAAUCGCUAUCUGUUUGCCACAGUCCAAACGGGGUCUUAGAUGCCGCUUGUUUGAGCUAUAAAAGUGAUGAAAGAAAAAGAGUUGGUUCCGGUCCAACUCUUUUAGAGGCUAGUCCAGAUAAGAAAAGGAGGAAAAUGGACGAGAAAACGGAUUUUGGGGUGAUUCUUGAAAAUAAAGACAAUUGUUGAAAAAUGGGGCUGUUGCUUGUGGUGAAAAAUCAAAGAAGAAUUGCACCAAUGACUUACACAAACCACGUCAGAUGUGAAAUGUGGCACCAAAUACAAACACUUCAAGAAAAUUUUGGUAGCUGAAACAAGUGAAAAGGCCGAAUGUAAACUUUAUGGGGAAAUGGCCUUUUGUCACUGCAAAUGGACUGCAAUUUUCUAAAGUUGAACCUGAUAAAAUGUCCAGUCCCAACCUUCAGAAGCAAUUCUUCUGCACUGUGCCACCUGCUACUCAGCCUAGAACUCAAAUGCAGAUUUGAAUUGUGGUACCAAAAAGAACUUGUGCAAAGUAUAAAGAUUAUUGAUAAACUGCCAAAAACAUAAGGAAUGAUUGAAAUGAAGACCGUAUGCAUUAAAUAAUAAACUGCGUCGCAGUUAAGAGUUGAUUUGUUACGUAUUUGGUACAAAAAUAGGGUUUGUAACACUUAACAACCCCAAUCACAGGGCAAUGCUUUCCAAUCUCGAGCUAAUUUCCAAUUUUCUUGUA
Molecule: messenger RNA, 1954 nt
Organism: Striga asiatica
Lineage: Eukaryota; Viridiplantae; Streptophyta; Magnoliopsida; Lamiales; Orobanchaceae
Source: the annotation of a GenBank genome assembly